GAGGUUGAGGUUGGUAUCUUUAGGAUCUCAAAUUCCCAAUCACACCGAAGAGACCCAACCCCUUUGCCACCCUAUCCAUUUGUUUUCUCUCCCAAAUGAAAAAGUUCGUUCUUUAUCAAACACAACUGCACAAGCCCAAGCUCCCAUUUUUUUUAUAGCAGCAAUUAUCAUCUCAGAGCCUCCGAACUCUCAGGAGAGAUGAUGACGAGGGCAACAUCAUCAUCCUUGUACAGUCUUAACACCAGAUUCCCGAUUCCAUCUCUAAAUUUACAAUUUUGCCACAACACCUCCACCAAACUCAUCACUUUAAGACCCACAUUUCUUAGGUACCCAUUUGUCCAAGAAUACUCUCUAAAUUCCCAUCGUCACAAAAACUUAUACAUAAAGAGAUUGGCUUUCUCUUACCCUUUGAGGAUCAAAGCCUCAUCCAUGGCCUCUUCAACUGAGACAGAGGCCAAACCUUUCUCUGUCCUUUUUGUAUGCUUAGGUAACAUAUGUAGAAGCCCAGCUGCUGAGGGUGUCUUCACUGACAUUGUCAAGAAGAAAGGCCUGGACUCCAAGUUCAAGAUUGACUCUGCUGGCACCAUUAAUUAUCACGAGGGAAACCCAGCGGACCCAAGAAUGAGGGCAGCCGCAAAGAGGCGUGGGAUUGAGAUAACAUCCAUGUCAAGACCAAUUCGGCCGUCUGAUUUUAGGGAUUUUGAUAUCAUCCUUGCAAUGGACAAGCAAAAUAGAGAGGAUAUACUAGAAGCUUUUAAUAAAUGGAAAUUUAGAGAGAAAUUACCUGAUAAUGCUCACAAGAAGGUUAGGAAAUGUUUUAGAGCUGUAUGUCAUGAAUUCAGUGUGGUUUUGUUUUGUCAAGUCUUUACUAUUAUGUUUGUUUUGUUUCUGCAGGUUAAAUUAAUGUGCUCCUUUUGUAAGAAACACAAUGAGACUGAAGUUCCAGAUCCUUAUUAUGGUGGACCUCAGGGUUUUGAAAAGGUUUUGGAUAUACUUGAAGAUGCCUGUGACUCAUUAUUGGAUAGCAUCUUGACAGAGACCAGCGGCAUUCAAAGUUCAUAAUUCGUGCUUGAAUUCUAUUUAAUCCAAACUUGUAUUAAUUUAAUGAACAGAUUACAAAUAAUCUAUAGUGUAGAUCAUGUCUAGUUAUUGAUUUUCUCAUUAUAAACCUUUAGCCAUCCUCCGUUUUGCCCAUGUUAUGCUUUUAAACUAUGUUUUGGAUGAUAAAAUUGUUUGUCCAUAUGGAAAAACAAAUCAAUGUAUCUAACUGUAUGAUAACUAAAGUUGAAGCAACAACAAGCGAAUCGGAUAUUUACUCCAGCA
Molecule: messenger RNA, 1323 nt
Organism: Jatropha curcas
Lineage: Eukaryota; Viridiplantae; Streptophyta; Magnoliopsida; Malpighiales; Euphorbiaceae
Product: protein-tyrosine phosphatase
Biological process (GO): protein dephosphorylation
Molecular function (GO): protein tyrosine phosphatase activity
Source: RefSeq, a predicted model, not a curated record